Molecule: messenger RNA, 1056 nt
Organism: Arachis duranensis
Lineage: Eukaryota; Viridiplantae; Streptophyta; Magnoliopsida; Fabales; Fabaceae
Product: kinesin-like protein KIN-12C
Exons: 5
Coding region: 114-521 (135 amino acids)
Source: RefSeq, a predicted model, not a curated record
GUUGUGGGUACGGGAUAGUAUGUAUUCUAAAGCGCAUAAUGAUGAAAAUGGAUUAAAAUUUUAUAUUGGAUUAGGUGUGAAGGCUGCAAACAAGGCUUGCUGCUGUUGAAAGCAUGACUCAAGAUGUCAUUCGAGACCCUCUAGGUGUCAAACUGGACAUUACCAACUAUGCUGAUUUGAUAGAUCAAAAUCAAAUUGUAAAAUGGUUAGAAGAUGCUCAUCAUCAAAGAGAAGAAUAUUCUGCAAAGGAAAAAGAGAACCUCAACCUGAGGCUGAAUGAUCUCCUUGAAGAAAGAGAAAGCUGCAUAUCGGAACUCAAAACUAAAGACGAAGAUGUAAUUGCUGCUCAAAUUGCAGUGCAGCAACUUCAAGAGCGAGAUCAGUUGCUUUCUGCACAGAAUGAAAUGUUGAAGACGAAUAAGACCAACCUAAUGAGGAAGAUUGCAGAAUUGGAUGACAUGCUCAAAAAACUUAUUGGGAAACAAAUCACCCAACAUCUUUCUCAGUUGUUAAGGAUUUAGGCAUGCUUCUUAACCUUCAGUGCUUGGUACUUUUUACCCCUCUUCUUACUCAUGUUCCUUUUAUUUUGUGGUUUAUAGGUACAGGGUAAGGGUGCUUUGGAUUCCAGUAACAAUGGACUCAAUAGGAGGUUUUCACAAGCUGAACGACUUUCUCGAGUUAGUGAAGAACUUGCUUGGUAUUGUAAAUCAGCUGGCAGUGAUUCACACGGGUAUAAACUGGAUUUCUCUUGUUUGAAGCUGCAGGAUUUAACUUCAACUAUACAGAUGCCAGUCUGGUUUUUGAAUUGAUUCAACCAAAAUUGAAUCCUUCAAUUUUGUACAUUUAUUUCCUUGUGUAUUUGGUUGCAUAAAAAUGUGAGUGCAUAGAACAAUUGUAAUAUUGGCAUUUGCAAACACUUCACAGCCAAAUAGUGAGGGAAAAAGUCUGGAAUUUUUUGAAAAGGUGCAUUUUCACUUGCUUUGUAUUUUGUAUGCGUUCAAUAAAUUAGGACAACAUUGUUGUCAUUGUCUUGUGAACACUGGGAAGUUGUGAGAA